AUUUCCACCCAUUUAGCCCCAGUGCUCUGACACCUUGGAUCUACCUCGGCCACUCAUCACCACGGCUCCACCUUGGCCUCCUGGUCCUACAGUGUCAUCUCUUUGUCUCCUCAGCUCCACCUGGGUCUCCAACUCCUCUGGCUCCACCGCUGUCGGUCGGAUUCCUGGCUCCACCAAGGCUUCACCCUCCAACGGUUUUGCUACGGGUCUUCAUCCUGGCACUGCUCUAGGUCUUCAUCUGGCUCCCCCCUCCAUCGUCUCCUCCAUGGGGUUUCCCUCUGCCAGCCUCUGCUCAGUCACGUUCCCCUCCAGAACCACCUCCCUCCCUCUUCAGUUGGACUCUAUAUGGCAUGGGAGGGGGGAGUUACUGUAAUGGUCUCGUUCUGUUUUGGUUUCGUUUUCAUUCUUUUCCAUGUUCCUGUUUGCCUGAGUUCUCAUUCAUUGUUAGUUGCUAGGGUUUCCAAUUGAGUUACACACCAGUUCCCUGUUCUGUUAAUGAUUUUUAAAGCAUUUAAAACAAAAAUAUUAUAUUAGAAUCACAUUCUCCAACAUCAGUCGAUCUGCUGUCAUUGAGAUAAAUGUUUAUGGAUAGAGACUCCAGGACCUCAAUCAUAUCAGAUAUCUUUUCACUUAAGUAUGUUAUUACUCUCUGAUGUCUUUAUGACUUGAAUGAACUGAUUUUGACUAUGUCUUCAGAGUGUCAUUGAUUGAUACGAGCAAAGAAAGAGCUGGCCAAUGUAUUGCUGAUCUUUUAAUGAGAUUUAAUAAGUAUGUUCAUCCCUGAGCUCCUGUGGGAUCCAUCAUACAGACCAUCACCAAAUCCGUAGCGUCACAGAUGGACCGUCACUCACUCAUCAGUCUCUGGAGUCACAGGCUCUGAUCAUAUUUAAGGACAGUCGCCAUGGCCAGAUCUACUCCAGUGCAGAUACACAUGAGCAGAGACGGAACUUGUCAAACUGUAGUAAUGGAUGCAGGUGUGUGGUUGGUGAUUGGCAUGCUGCUGGUGAUGACUGAUAUGAGCCAGUCCAUCCCGAAAGAUGACAUGCUAGAGCAGAGCAAACACCUGCUGGAAUCACGCGAGGACUUCGACGGGAACAUGCUGGAGAGUCGAGGGGCCACUGAAGAGCAGAUGGAUCAUCUACUGGAGGAUCGUCUUCUGGUAGAAAUGUUGCGGUCUUUACUCCACAGCUCUCAAAGAUAUGAACGCAACCCUUCAGUGCUGCACCAGCCCCAGCGGUUUGGUCGGGGGGCUCGGAGUGGCUUGUCCACAGAAGAAAGGAUACAGUCUCGGGACUGGGAGACAAUUCCCGGACAGAUAUGGAGCAUGGCUGUGCCACAAAGAUUUGGCAAAAAAUAACACCAAGCCAUCAUAAAAAUUGAGUGAUGUCUUAGAAGUAUUGAAUAAAUAGAAGGGUGAAUUAUUUGAUCAGAAACGUCUACAAUCAUCUCCUUCAUUUUUGUCUCCCCUACUACAUUACAAAAGAAACAGUCAGCUCUUCUUUGCAUUUCAUGAAAUCUGUGAUAGCAUAUAUAACACAUCAAAACAAUAAUAUUUAAAUGUAGUAAUUAUUUAAUAAGUUCUGUAUGAGUGUGAAGGCAUGUUGUGAUUAUUAAUCCAUUGUUCUUCAUAAUAUAUUAUGUGUUGUGUAUUGUAUUUUCUGUGUAUAAAUAAAUGAUCAGCUCUGCUUGUUGAGCAACAUU
This is a messenger RNA of Ctenopharyngodon idella (grass carp), 1701 nucleotides long. It is a transcript of the gene npffl, whose product is annotated as neuropeptide FF-amide peptide precursor like. NCBI's taxonomy places the organism in Eukaryota, Metazoa, Chordata, Actinopteri, Cypriniformes, Xenocyprididae. Gene Ontology annotation, molecular function: neuropeptide hormone activity. Bases 902 to 1357 code for a protein of 151 amino acids. The record is from RefSeq and is a predicted model, not a curated record. The transcript has 3 exons.